AAAUGUGGUAUUUUUGGUGCCAAUUGUGCUGAGUGGAUUAUCAGCAUGGAGGCAUGCAAUGCUCAUGGACUUUACUGUGUCCCUCUGUAUGACACCUUGGGUGCUGGUGCAGUGGAAUUUAUCAUUUCCCAUGCAGAGGUUGCAAUUGCUUUUGUUGAGGAGAAAAAAGUUCCCGAGCUUUUGAAAACAUUUCCAAAUGCUGCGAAGUACUUGAAGACGGUUGUGAGUUUUGGGGAAGUGACUCCUCAACAAAAGGAUGAGAUUGAAAAGUUUGGAGUGUCUCUUUAUUCCUGGGAUGAGUUUCUGCAAGUAGGAAGCAAAAAUCAGUAUGAUCUUCCACUGAAAGAGAAGAAUGAUAUCUGUACAAUAAUGUAUACCAGUGGAACAACCGGAGAACCCAAGGGUGUGAUGAUCUCAAAUAAUAGCAUUGUUACUCUUAUAGCUGGAGUGAAGCGGUUUCUUGAGAGUGUAAAUGAGGCGCUGACAGUGAAUGAUGUAUAUCUCUCAUAUCUUCCCUUGGCGCAUAUCUUUGAUCGGGCGAUUGAAGAAUGUUUCAUUAGGCAUGGCGCCUCAAUAGGAUUUUGGCGAGGGGAUGUCAAAUUACUAACUGAAGACCUUGGAGAGCUGAGACCAACCGUCUUCUGUGCGGUACCUCGGGUAUUAGACAGAAUAUAUUCAGGUUUGCAACAGAAAAUUUCUUCAGGGGGUCGGCUAAGAAGCACCCUGUUCAAUAUUGCAUAUGCUCGAAAACUUCAAUAUUUGAAGGAUGGGUGUAAGUAUCACGAAGCAUCUCCAAUAUCUGACAAAGUUGUUUUCAGUAAGGUAAGAGAUGGGCUAGGAGGCAAAGUACGCCUUAUAUUAUCUGGAGCAGCACCCCUCUCUUCUCAUGUAGAAGCUUUUCUGCGAGUUGUAGCAUGUGCUCAUGUUCUUCAAGGAUAUGGUCUUACUGAAACAUGUGCUGGUACAUUUGUAUCACUACCCAACCAGUUUGAUAUGCUUGGUACGGUUGGUCCUCCGGUGCCCAAUGUGGAUGUAUGCUUGGUGUCCGUUCCUGAAAUGGAAUAUGAUGCUCUUUCAAGCACACCACGUGGAGAAAUAUGUGUGAGGGGAGACACUGUGUUUUCUGGUUACUACAAGAGUGAGGAUCUGACAAAAGAAGUCUUGAUUGAUGGAUGGUUCCAUACAGGGGAUAUUGGUGAGUGGCAACCAAAUGGUAGCUUGAAGAUAAUUGAUCGCAUGAAGAAUAUUUUCAAGCUAUCACAAGGAGAAUAUGUUGCAGUCGAAAAUUUGGAGAAUGUAUUUGGCAAUAAUCCUGUUAUUGAAUCGGUAUGGGUAUAUGGGAGCAGCUUUGAGUCUUUCCUUGUUGCUGUUGUUAAUCCAAGUAAACAACAGGUUGAAAAAUGGGCCAAACAGAAUGGCCUCUCAGGGGAUUUUAAUUCCCUAUGUGAAAAUUCAAAGGUGAAAGAGCACAUACUAGGGGAGCUCACAAAAGCUGGAAAAGAAAAGAAGCUGAAGGGAUUUGAGUUCAUAAAAGCUCUACACCUUGAUCCAGUUCCAUUUGACAUGGAACGUGACCUCCUGACUCCAACAUUUAAGAAGAAAAGACCACAAUUGCUUAAAUACUACAAGGAUGUGAUUGACACCAUGUACAAGGAUGCUAAAUGAACUUGCAAUGCUUGAAAUUAGCACAUUUUAUUUUUAACUAAACCUAC
Molecule: messenger RNA, 1712 nt
Organism: Solanum tuberosum (potato)
Lineage: Eukaryota; Viridiplantae; Streptophyta; Magnoliopsida; Solanales; Solanaceae
Product: long chain acyl-CoA synthetase 4-like
Exons: 16
Coding region: 46-1665 (539 amino acids)
Biological process (GO): fatty acid metabolic process
Cellular component (GO): endoplasmic reticulum; membrane
Molecular function (GO): long-chain fatty acid-CoA ligase activity
Source: RefSeq, a predicted model, not a curated record